Cryptomeria japonica (Japanese cedar) is the source of this 4060-nucleotide messenger RNA. Its product is annotated as pentatricopeptide repeat-containing protein At1g25360. Gene Ontology annotation, biological process: RNA modification. The record is from RefSeq and is a predicted model, not a curated record. Gene Ontology annotation, molecular function: zinc ion binding; RNA binding; protein binding. Bases 498 to 3071 code for a protein of 857 amino acids. The transcript has a single exon. Lineage: Eukaryota; Viridiplantae; Streptophyta; Pinopsida; Cupressales; Cupressaceae.
UGAUCAAGAAUACACUUUUGCUAUGGAGUUGCAUUUAAGUUUAUAUAAUAGAUAACCCAAAAACUAAAUGGGAAUUUGCAUGGGUUUAUGAAAUUUCACCAUUACGAUACAUUCUUUGUUGUCCAGCUAGCAGCUUAAAGCCCAUUUGAGAUUUUAGCUGCAAUUUCCAAAACUGCAAAAAAUUGCAGACGAAAAAUUGCAGCCUGGGUAUUCAAACAGGAAACAUUUAACCAGUUGAGGAAGGUAGUAGCCAAUCUUAUGAGAUAGGUAUUAAAUGGGGUACAGGAAAAGCCUUCAUUACAAUGGAAAGCUGAAAUCAAAUACUUUGAAGUUUUUGAAUUAUAUGGGCACAAGGGAGCAACAGAUAGCUGAAAAUGCAUGUAGAGUGGCCAGUUGUUGUUUAUAGCAUGGUAUGGAUAUUGGUUUAGAAAUGCAGAAUGGAAAGGAAAAAAGAAAAAAUUUAUUGAUAUGACAGGCGGUCAGGAUUCUCAGCUGUCAUGAAGCUUUUCAAUCAUUUUCGAAGGCCUUUGGGAACUUGGAAGUGCUAUGAUUACAGUAGAGGUACUCUUAUACCGUGCUUCACUCUGUUAAAUUUUAGCUCUUUUGCUCUUGAAGUAAAUCCGAACGAAAUUGAACAUGUUUAUACCAACGAAGGGAAUGGAAAUACAAAUACAUUAGAUGUGCACAAGCAAAAGCAAUUGGAUGUUAUUUCAGAGGUUUUAGGACUUUUAGGCAACCCAAACACAAUCAUUAGUGGAGAUCCCCACAUGUAUUCUUCUUUGCUACAGGACUGCAUUAAAACGAAUUCUUUGGCAGAGGGGAGAACAGUACAUGCUCGCAUGAUUAAAACCGGAUACAAGCCUCGCAGUUUUGUCGGAAACCGUUUGAUUGAUAUGUAUUGUAAAUGUGGAAGCAUGGUGGAUGCACGCCAAGUAUUUGACAGAAUGUUUGUUAGAGACGUAGUUGCCUGGACUAGCAUGGUUGCAGGAUAUGUCAGAUGCGGGGAGAUAGACCAAGCACGCCAAAUGUUUGAAGAUAUGCCCGAACGAGACGUGGUUACUUGGAAUGCACUGAUUUCAGGGUAUUCACAUCAUGGCCAUGGGGAUGUGGCCAUACAACUGUUUUGCCAAAUGCAACGGAUGGGUUUCAAGCCAGAUCGCUAUACCUUCACUGGAGUCAUUGCAGUAUGCGCUAGUUUGGCAAAUGAGUUGCUGGGCAGUCAGGUCCAUGCUAAAAUUAUUAGAUUAGGAGUAGACUCCUGCACUUCAAUAGCCAAUGCCCUUGUUGAUAUGUACGGUAAAUGUUUCUGUACCGUAGAGGCGCGCCAAGUUUUUGACAAAAUGCCAGACCGAGACGUAGUCUCAUGGGCUACCAUGAUUGCUGGCUAUGUCAAAUGCGGCGAUAUAGAAAAUGCUCGCUUGGUGUUUGACAAUACACCAGAGCAGUAUGAGGUUGCAUGGAAUACAAUGAUAGCAGGUUAUUGUCAACAGGGCAACAAUGGGGAUGCAUUGAAACUUUUUAGGGAGAUGUAUCUGGCAGGCCUAAAGCUGGAUUAUUUCACAUACACAAGUGUGAUAAGUGCAUGUGCAAACCUUUCAGCUGUGGAAUGUGGCAAGCAGAUCCAUGCCUACGUUGUCAAAACUGAAUUAGACCGCCGUGUAUCUAUUGAAAAUGGUCUUUGUUCCUUUUAUGCCAAAUGUAGCAACAUAAGCAAUGCACGCUACAUAUUUGACAAAAUCUCCGAGCCAGAUGUAGUUUCUUGGAAUGUAAUGAUAACAGGGUAUGUCAAUCAGGGUAUGCUAGAGGAUGCACAAAAAAUGUUUGAUAAAAUGCCAGAGCGCAGUGCUUUGUCUUGGACUUUAAUGAUAGCGGGAUAUGCACAAUAUGGUCAUGGCGAGCUGUCUUCAAAAUUGUUUUGUCAAAUGAGACAUGGAGAAGUGAAGCCCAAUCAUUUCACCUUUGCUGGUGUUCUUAGUGCUUGCUCAAGUCUAGCUGCUCUGGAACAUGGAAAGCAGGUUCAUGCCCAAGUCGUUCAGAUUGGUUUUGAACCGUCCAUCUCUGUAGGAAAUGCUCUUGUUACCAUGUAUGCUAGAUGUGGCCUUAUAGAAGGUGCGUACCGAGUAUUUGAAGCAAUGCCUGAGCUAGACCCCAUCUCAUGGAAUGCAAUGAUUGCUGGAUAUGCCCAACACGGCCAUGGUAAUAAGGCAUUACUACUCUUUGAACAAAUGCUAUCAAUAGGUAUAAGGCCUGAUCGAAUCACCUUCCUUUGUGUACUAUCAGCCUGCAGCCAUGCAGGCUUAGUGGAAGAAGGAUGGAAAUACUUUGAUUCCAUGACUCAAGUAUAUGGUGUUCCCCCUGGAACAGACCAUUAUGCACACAUGAUUGACCUUCUUGGACGUGCUGGGUGCUUGGAUGAGGCAGAAAACUUGAUCAAUACAAUGCCAUUGGAACCUGAUAGUAGUGUUUGGGAGGCCUUGCUUGGGGCUUGUAGAACCCACGGCAAUGCGGUUCUAGGAAUGCGUGCAGCAGAACACCUUUUUAAUAUGGAACCACGAAAUACAGCAACAUAUGUACUUCUGGCCAAUAUGUUUGCUGCCGCUGGAAGGUGGGAAGAAGCAGCUAAGGUGAGAAAAGCUAUGAAAGACAAGGGAGUGAAAAAGGAGCCAGGAUGCAGCUGGAUUGAGGUGAAGAGCAGAGUACAUGCAUUCUUGGCAGAUGAUGUAUCACAUCCACAAGCACUGGAAAUAUAUGCUACAUUGGAUAGACUAGUAGUACAGAUGAGGCAGGCAGGUUAUGUGCCUAACACAAAUUUUGUCCUGCAUGAUGUGGAAGACGAACAGAAGGAGCAUUCUCUAUCUAACCAUAGUGAAAAGUUGGCCAUUGCAUUUGGUCUCAUGAGUACUCCUAGUGGCACAACAAUCCGAAUAAUAAAAAAUCUCCGAGUGUGUGGUGACUGUCACACAGCCAUUAAAUUUAUCUCCAAGAUUGUUGAACGUGAGAUUGUUGUGAGAGAUGCCAAUCGUUUCCAUCAUUUCAAGGAUGGAUUGUGUUCUUGUGGGGAUUAUUGGUGAUGCCAAUUUUUCAGUCUCCUCUUCAAAGAAGGGCACUGUAUGAUAUCUGGUUUAUGUAAUCAGUUCUCUGAAGAAUAAUAAGCAUAGUUAUCAUGUGCUUAAUUUGGUGUAUUCUUCAAUGAAUUUAGGCAGACAUAUAGAUCUUGCUACCAUCACAAGGCAUCUAUACAGAGCAUUUAGAAGGAAUUAUUCGGAGAACAUGCUCAAGUCAAGAGGGUGGCGUAAUAGGAUGCUGCUGCUUUUGUUCUCUAAGAUGACAUAUGCAGUAUGUUCUAUUUUUUGUCAUUGAAUGGUUUAACUGGAUUUUGAUGUGCCACAUGUGAGCAUCAACUCUGGAAAAUGUGAACAUGCUUUUAUAAUUGGUUCUCAAGAUUGUAUCACAUCCCUCUGUCAAACUUUAUUGGGUUUCUAGACAUUGUAUUCUUUUUAAGGUGAUCGAAUGGCGUUCAAGAGUUCCUUUCAAAGAUCAUUCAGAAGAGUGUGCUAAGUACUCCUAAAGUGUAGAUACAACUGGAAACUUGUGCAGUUGCGAUGUCCGUCUUUUCUAAGAAAGUUCUGAAUAGGGUGGCCCAAAACCCCACUCGGAUUAUCAUAAUUCAUGCUUUACCCUUUAUUUAUAUUGGCUAUACUUAGGAUUCUAUGCAGUAUUUGCUCUGCCUAACCCAGAGUUGAUGCUUGAGGGGUAUUGCAUUGUCACUUACUUUGGAAAAAUGUAGCAAGAGAUCUAUACGCUAUGAUCUAUGCAGAUUGCUGAAAUUUUCUGAUAUGAGAGGUUGUGAUAUCAGAGGUAUUAAUCUGAGGUGAAAUAAAAUGAGAACCAGCUCUCCCAAGCUUGUUAUUUGUAUCCAUGAUGUAUUGCACAAGUCUAUAGUUCAUGAUGAGAGAGUUGCAGGCACUCUUCACUUAUUUCCUUUUGUGAACUGGGAGUGUAAAGCAUGAAGAUCAUUGUGAGGUUGGAUUAAUGAUGGAACAGGAAAGAACUUUAUCCA